Molecule: messenger RNA, 1347 nt
Organism: Poecile atricapillus (Black-capped chickadee)
Lineage: Eukaryota; Metazoa; Chordata; Aves; Passeriformes; Paridae
Gene: TMEM203
Product: transmembrane protein 203
Exons: 2
Coding region: 230-640 (136 amino acids)
Biological process (GO): intracellular calcium ion homeostasis
Cellular component (GO): endoplasmic reticulum
Source: RefSeq, a predicted model, not a curated record
AGCGGAGCCGGAUCGGGCUGAGCCGAACCGAGCCGUGCCGAGCAGGGCCGAACCGAACCGAGCCGAUCCGGGGACUCGUUCCGGUGCCGGUGCCGGGUCAGGGGCCGGUGUCGGUACUGGGGCCGGGCCGGUGGCGGUGGCGGUGGCGGGUCAGGGGCCGGGGCCGGUGUGACCCGUGCCGGUGCCGGUGCCGGUGCCGGUGCCGGUGGCGGUGCCGGUGGCCCGGACGAUGCUGUUCUCCCUGCGGGAGCUCGUGCAGUGGCUCGGUUUCGCCACCUUCGAGCUGUUCCUGCACGGGCUGGCCCUGCUCGCCUUCUCGGUGCUGCUCGUGCUCAAGCUGGACGGCGCCGCCGCCGCGCUCUCCUGGUGGAUCGUGUUCGUGCCCUUCUUCGCCGCCGACGGGCUCAGCACCUACUUCACCACCAUCGUGUCCGUGCGCCUCUUCCAGGACGGCGAGAAGCGGCUGGCGGUGCUGCGGCUCUUCUGGAUCCUCACCAUCCUCAGCCUCAAGUUCGUGUUCGAGAUGCUGCUGUGCCAGAAGCUGGUGGAGCACACGCGGGAGCUCUGGUACGGGCUCAUCAUGUCCCCGGUGUUCAUCCUGCUGCAGCUGCUCAUGAUCCGGGCCUGCCGCGUCAACUGAGCCGGGCCCGGGGGCUCACGGUGCUCCUGCUGUCCCCGGUGUCCCCGGUGUUCCCGGUGCUCCUGCUGUUCCCGGUGUUCCCGGUGUUCCCGGAGUUCCCGGUGUUCCCGGUGUCCCCGGAGUUCCCGGUGCUCCUGCUGUUCCCGGUGUUCCCGGUGUCCCCGGUGUCCCCGGUGUUCCCGGUGUUCCCGGUGCUCCCGGAGUUCCCGGUGUUCCUGCUGUUCCCGGUGUUCCUGCUGUUCCCGGUGCUCCCGGAGUUCCCGGUGUUCCCGGUGCUCCCGGAGUUCCCGGUGCUCCCGGUGCUCCUGCUGUUCCCGGUGCUCCCGGUGUUCCCGAUGCUCCCGGAGUUCCCGGAGUUCCCGGUGUUCCCGGAGUUCCCGGUGUUCCCGGUGUUCCCGGUGUCCCCGCUGUCCCCGGUGCUCCCGGUGCUCCUGCUGUUCCCGGUGCUCCCGGAGUUCCCGGUGUCCCCGGUGCUCCCGGUGUCCCCGGUGUCCCCGCUGUCCCCGGUGCUGUCCCCGUGCCCAGGGGCAGGUGACACGCCGGGACAGGGGCAGGGUCCCGGCUCGUGGCGGUGUUGCAGAGCGUCCCGUUUCUCCAAAAGCUGCACAUCCCUCUCUGUGCUCCCUCAGCUCCUGCGCUGUCCUGUCCUCCGAGCACGGCCGGGCGUCACAGACAUUUUAUUUUCAAAUAAAAAUGCGUUCAAGGAC